AUGGCGCAACAAUCUUCGAAACCGAAAUGGAAGGUUGGAUCCUUCUUCCAGCAAGCAGUCGCCGGCGUAGAGUCGAGACUGGACCUGAUUUUGGCGGAAGAAGAGGAGCAACAACAGUCGCAAUCUAAAUCCGCGACUGGAAAACCCAACCAGAGCGGCAACAUUUCUCGGAGUUCAUCCAAUGCGCGCAAAAACGACCGCCUUCAAGAACGUCUAGCGCGAGCCGUUGUAAAGAACAAUGCGCCGGGAAAUGUCAGCUCAUCCUCCCCUCCGAGCCGUGUCGCUUCGCCCGUCGCCAGUCUGACAGCCAGCAAUGAUGCGCGUUCAAGUUUGGAUGUCGAAUCGAAUUCCGAGUCCCCAGAUAAAGCCGAGAAGCUUCCCCAGAGCCCUCCACCGCAAGAAGAAACGGUCGACCCGAGAACCAGCCAUGAUUCGAGCGUUCCUUCACGAAAUUCGAAAGAGAUUACCGCUCCGUCUACCGAUGAUGCUACAUCUAGGGACAAUGGGACUGAGAUUGUAGCCGAAACCUCCGAGGAUGCGGCUGGUCCUACGGAUCCACCAACAGACGAACCGACCGAACCUCCACGUACGUCAGGAGAAACUGCAGAAACCACCACAGUUACCACAGUCAACGGCGACGAGAAAACGGUCGCGCAGUUGAGGGAAGAACACAAGGCGGCCGAAUCGCGAUGGCAGGAAGAGAUGUACGGGUACAUCGAGCGGAUCGAUGCCUUGCAGUCUAAGCUGAAGUAUCUUGCCAAAGACGCUGCAGACUCUGCGAAGAAAGCAGCAGCGACAGCGGACCCUGGAAGUGUCGAAAAGCAGCUGCGAGAGAAGGAUGAGCGAAUAGCAUUGCUGCUGGAGGAGGGACAGAAACUUUCAAAAACCGAGAUGGACCACCGGACAGCAAUCAAGAAGCUCCGACAGCAACUAUCGGACAAUUCGAAACUCCAAACGGAACAGAAAAAGAAGACCGACCGGCUGGAAAGGGAUCUCGCUAGUGCAGAAGCGCGGGCUAAACGAGCGGAGGCGGCAGAGAAAAGGGCAACCGGUUCUCUCACUUCCCAGUCGAAGAUUUCCCGAGAUCUUGAUGCAGUUACUUCCGAGCGGGAUGCGCUAAGCCAGACUGUCGAGGAGAUGAAAGGCCAGCUUGCUAGAGCCGUUGCGCGCGCCGAAGAUGCCGAGGAGAAAGCCCAUUCGGAUGCCUUGGAACAGGAAAAGCGACAUGCUUCCGCACUGGAAGAGGAGCUGACUAGCAUUAAGAUUGAGCGUGACAUCACCGAGGAGAAAUUCAGGAGAGAGAUCAGUGACCUGAAAGAGGCCAUUGGACAAGAAAAGGAGAGAGCUCGGAUGUUAGAGGCUGAGCUGAAAGGCGAGCAGUCGAUCCUCGAGAGUAAGAUGGAGUCGCUUCGUUCAAAGGCAGAGGAAGCCUCGUCUGGGGUCGCCAGUGACACCCAGGCCAAGCUUCUGCGACAGAUCGAGACAUUGCAAACGCAGUAUGCCGUGGCCAGUGAGAACUGGCAGGCUCUAGAGGGCUCGUUGAUGGCGCGACUGGCCAAUGUCGAAAAAGAGCGAGAUGAAGUUGCCAAGCGAGAGGGGGAGUUGAGACGCAAGAUCCGCGAAGUGAGCCUCAAGGUCAAGAAAACAGAAGAAGAACUAGAGAAUACCAAAGAAACCGAGCAGGAUCUGGAGAACAAACUAGAAGAACGCGACCAAGAGCUACAGAAACUAGAGCAGAAGCUACAGAAAGCCGGCGACGAUCUGAAGGCAGCACAAAACGAUCUCGUCGAACAAAAGAAGGUGUGGGAUGCGACGUGGACGCAGAAGCUCGAAGAAGAACGGUCCAAGAUACGCGACCACUCUCCCUCGCCUAUGCAUCUGCUCCGGACAGAAUCCCCCGUGGGCUUCAGUCGCCGAUCGAGCAACCUGGAGCCCGUCGGCUCUCUGUCCGACCACCGGCCCACGAGCCGUCGUCCCUCGACCUUGCAAAUGGCGUCGUCAGAAAUCGGCACUCCUCCGCGACAGAACUCAUUCCCGGCUUCUGUCGCAAACGGUGUAUCGAUCCACCAAAUCCCCGAAACCCCUGGGAUCUCUUACGAGCCGGAUGAGUUCUUCACAGGCAUAGGCACCCCGUCCGCUCACGGAGGCGCGCAGUCGCGCGGAAUCAACGACAUCAUUUCCGAGUCCACCGUCGGUGCCGGUCCCUCCGUUCAACUGGUCGAACGUAUGAGCGCCACGGUCCGUCGACUAGAGAGCGAGCGAGCAGCGUCGAAAGACGAACUUGCCCGAAUCACGACCCAGCGCGACGAGGCCCGACAGCAAGUUGUCGACUUGAUGCGGGAGUCGGAAGAGAAAAAGGAAUCUGACGAUCGGAUCCAGGAGCUCGAGAAACGAUUGGAAGAUCUCGACCGGCGGUAUCAGACCACGUUGGAGAUGCUGGGUGAGAAGAGUGAGCAGGUGGAAGAGCUGCAGGCUGAUAUUACCGAUCUCAAGAAGAUCUAUCGUGAGUUGGUCGACAGUACUAUGAAAUGA
Messenger RNA from Aspergillus melleus, 2532 nucleotides. RefSeq names its product M protein repeat protein. Gene Ontology annotation, cellular component: endoplasmic reticulum; Golgi apparatus. The record is from RefSeq and is a predicted model, not a curated record. NCBI's taxonomy places the organism in Eukaryota, Fungi, Ascomycota, Eurotiomycetes, Eurotiales, Aspergillaceae. Bases 1 to 2532 code for a protein of 843 amino acids. The transcript has 3 exons.